Messenger RNA from Nicotiana tabacum (common tobacco), 924 nucleotides. The record is from RefSeq and is a predicted model, not a curated record. Lineage: Eukaryota; Viridiplantae; Streptophyta; Magnoliopsida; Solanales; Solanaceae.
AUGGCUCCAAACUAUAACUAUAUCAGCGAAAUAGCAAUGUCCAAAAUGAGUUGGAAUUUGAAAGUUCGUGUUGUUAGAUUGUGGCACAUUCCAGACCGCGAGAAACCAAAAAAUUCUAAUUCAAUCGUAUUAAUUAUUCAAGAUGAAAAGGGUGAUCGAAUUCACGCAACUAUUGGAAGAGCUGUUAUGCGAAGUGGGCGUGAAGUUAAUCUUGAGAGGUUUAGUCAAACAACUUCUCAACGUAGUUAUUCUGUUUCUGAAGAACUGGCUGCUGGGAAAGUGGAAGAAGGGAAAAUAUGGAUUGUUGCUACUGUAGUGAAUUUAGAACUUGAAAGGAGAUGGUCAUAUGUAGUGUGCAAAAAAUGUUUGAAGAAAGUUGAUAAAAUUGGAAAUAAGUUUUACUGCAAGAAAUGUGAACGUGUAGAUCAUUUUGCUCUAAAAAGAUAUAGGCUUCAGGUUCGAGUAAUUGAUGUCACUGGCUCAAUUUCUUUGUUGCUUUGGGAUCGUGAGGCGACAAAACUCACUGGAAAAUCUGCUGAUACCUUGAAAGAAGGUGUAGUAGAGACAUCUAGUGCUGCUUAUGAGUGUUCUCAUCCAUUGGAGAUUGAUGCUAUUCUGGAUAGAAAAUUUAUGUUUAAACUGACAGUGAAACCUUCCAACAUUGAGGAGAAUGAUGAAGUUUAUAUCGUCGUUAAGGUCAGCGACGAUGAGGACCUUAUACAAAAAUAUAGUCCGUCUUCAGAAGCAGAAGCAUAUGCCUUUACUGAUUCUGUGGCUGAUAAUGAGAUGAUCUCUCCUGCACUGACCCCUUCCAAGAGAACUAGAGACAAUGCUGGACCAACCACUGUAGAAGUUGAUGAUGAUGCGGGACAAUUAUCAAGCAACAGGGUGAAGAGAGUGAUUAAAAAGGAGAAAAAUCCAUGA